AUGGCCGCGCCGGUCACACAGCUGUCUCGCUUGGCGGCCCAGAGUUUGUGGAUCAAUUUUACGGCGCUUGAGCGACCUAUGGAGUCCACAAAUACGGCCGUUGCCUUAAUGGAGAGCAAGGUUCACAGCGAUGCGGACGUGAGGAUGGAUGCCCAGGUUACCUUUGAAGCCUGUUGGCGUCGCUUUGAAGAGAAAUUUCGCUUGAAGGGCGCUAACACACAGCAUAUCUUGAAAACACGCGGCCUGGACCACAGUGUAAACCUCUCGUCCUUGCUGCAAACGAAUGAAAGCACACGCGCAUUAAUGGAGCGCGGAGAACUUAUCCCCGACAGCAUGGUCGGGGACGUUGUGUUGGAGGCGUUGCUUGUCCAGAGCUGUCAAUUGCCGGAGUGUGGUGUGCUGGUGGACGGCUUCCCCCGAACCGCCAUGCAGGUGGAUUUUUUGAAGCUGUUGUACGACAAGCUGGACGAGCUGCAUGGCAUUUUUGCCAACACGACGCACCGCAGCCAGUUUCCUCGGCCGCUGUUCAAGGUGGUGAUGCUUUACGUUGACGAGGACACGUCCAUCAUGCGUCAGUUGGAACGCGCCAAGCUGGCGUCCGUACACAACAAGCGCGUUUUGGAUGCCGGAGCAGGCCAACUGUGGGAGCAGCGCGCCACGGAUCUCAGCAUUGAGAAGGCCAAGAAGCGCUACGCCAUCUUCCGCCAGCACCACAGUGCCGUGUUGCGGUUGAAGCAGUUCUUCCCCUUCCACUUGAUUGACGCCAUGGGGACGUUGGCGGAGACCCAGGAGGCCAUCACUACGGAGCUCAGGUCGGGGUGGGGGUACCAGUCCUCCCUGGACCUCAGCUACGAGACGUACGCGUCCAUUCGCCACCUGCCGCUGGCGCGUGACGUGUCCCAACACGCGCGCCAGCAGCUGGUCAUGCGGCUGGACAACCACAGCGAGCGUUACCCGGAUCUCUUCCAGAAGGUCAUUGAUCUCAUCACCUCGGAGAUCAUGCCGCUCAUUCACGAGUGCGGUCUGGCCGGCCGAGCCGAGUACGCCACCGAGCACCGCAUGUUUCUGGAGCACCCGCGCGCAGCGCAGAUGCUGAUCGACGUCCUCACGGACCGGGGCUAUCAGGUGUCGCAUUCGACGGAGGAGUACAAGCACCGCUUCCACGUCAACUGGGACACCCGGGGCGUGCGGGAGAUGGCGCGCGCGAUGGAGCUGGCUGCUCGCAUCAGUGAGGUGGGCGGGGGCGGCAACGGCUCCGCUCGGAUCAGCCAGACAUACAUACCGCAGCAGCUCAAUCGGGAGUUGCGUGGGGGCAGCGUGCUGCGGCAGCAGCUCGCGGACGGGAACGGAAAGGCCAUGGAUGAGGCAGAACGGGACGCGGAGCACGUGAUUCAUGGCUCAUAA
Messenger RNA from Volvox carteri f. nagariensis, 1404 nucleotides. It is a transcript of the gene adk1, whose product is annotated as adenylate kinase. Lineage: Eukaryota; Viridiplantae; Chlorophyta; Chlorophyceae; Chlamydomonadales; Volvocaceae. The record is from RefSeq and is a predicted model, not a curated record. Gene Ontology annotation, biological process: nucleoside triphosphate biosynthetic process. Gene Ontology annotation, cellular component: cytosol; cytoplasm. The transcript has 8 exons. The coding region runs from base 1 to 1404 and encodes 467 amino acids. Gene Ontology annotation, molecular function: ATP binding; AMP kinase activity.